This is a messenger RNA of Microthlaspi erraticum, 786 nucleotides long. The record is from the annotation of a GenBank genome assembly. NCBI's taxonomy places the organism in Eukaryota, Viridiplantae, Streptophyta, Magnoliopsida, Brassicales, Brassicaceae.
AUGGCGAGGGGAUUGAAGAAGCAUUUGAAGAGGCUCAAUGCCCCAAAGCAUUGGAUGCUUGAGAAACUUGGUGGUGCUUUCGCCCCCAAGCCCUCAUCUGGACCUCACAAGUCGAGGGAGUGUCUUCCUCUUGUUCUGAUCCUCAGGAACAGAUUGAAGUAUGCUUUGACCUACCGUGAAGUCAUCUCCAUCCUCAUGCAAAGGCAUAUCCAAGUCGAUGGAAAAGUGAGGACUGACAAGACUUACCCUGCCGGCUUCAUGGAUGUUGUGUCGAUCCCCAAGACGAAUGAGAACUUCCGUCUUCUCUACGACACCAAGGGACGUUUCCGUCUCCACUCCGUCAAGGAUGAGGAAGCGAAGUUCAAGCUUUGCAAGGUUAGGUCAAUCCAGUUUGGGCAGAAGGGGAUUCCAUACCUCAACACUUACGAUGGUCGCACCAUCCGUUACCCCGACCCGCUCAUCAAGCCAAACGACACCAUCAAGCUGGACCUUGAGGAGAACAAGAUUGUCGAGUUCAUCAAGUUUGACGUUGGUAACGUUGUGAUGGUGACUGGUGGUAGAAACAGAGGGCGUGUGGGUGUGAUCAAGAACCGUGAAAAGCAUAAGGGAAGCUUUGAGACGAUCCACAUCCAAGACUCGACCGGACAUGAGUUUGCUACAAGGUUGGGCAAUGUGUUCACCCUCGGCAAAGGAACGAAGCCAUGGGUGUCUCUUCCCAAGGGCAGAGGUAUUAAGCUCACCAUCAUUGAGGAAGCAAGGAAGAGGCUUUCUCAGCAAGCUGCUUAA